Molecule: messenger RNA, 3234 nt
Organism: Spirodela intermedia
Lineage: Eukaryota; Viridiplantae; Streptophyta; Magnoliopsida; Alismatales; Araceae
Source: the annotation of a GenBank genome assembly
AUGGCGCGGUGUAGGGUGCCUCUUCUCAGCGGCUGGAUUACACCAUUUAUAAUGGGUUUCCUCCUCUGCAUGUCCAUUCCAUUGGCAUCGGCGAAGGUGCGGCGGUACCGGUGGGAGGUAACCUACGAGCUGCAAUCCCCCGAUUGCCUGGAGAAGCUGGUGAUCGCCAUCAAUGGGAGGACUCCCGGCCCGACCAUCAUGGCUCAGCAGGGAGACACGGUCAUCGUCGAGGUCAAGAACGGCCUCCUCACAGAGAACACCGCCAUUCACUGGCACGGCAUCCGCCAGGUUAAACCGCGAGAGCCCCCCCUUCCCCUUUCUUGCUCAUCUCCGGCGACCUUACAGUCCGCUGACGGCCUCCUUCGCCGGUGACUUCGCCGUCAAUUUUUCCAGAUUGGGACGCCAUGGAGCGACGGCACGGAAGGCGUGACGCAGUGCCCCAUCCUCCCCGGCGAGACCUUCAUCUACAAGUUCGUCGUCGAUAGGGUAAGAAGCUGCCCCUCCCUCGUUUCUCGCCGCCCAAUCUCUUGGUCAUGGAGUCAUACUUUUAUCGUUAACUUCUACUUCUUCGCUGCUCUCAAACCAAAUAUUGCAUAAGCGCUUUAAACAAUUAACUCAUCGGGUCGCGGCGCCCCGACUUGGCGGUGGCCUUGUCGUCUCCCAGGCCCUGCCGCCGAACCCCACGAGCCACUGGUUCCGUCGGCACUAGCCCCGGUUUUCCUCGAGUCCGUAUCCAAUCCAAUAUAUUUCUCUUUCCUCUUUUAGAAAUUUCAGUGGUCUGGUUUCCACGUGACCAUCACCUCUUUCAAAACAAAAAUAUAUAACAUGAACGGCGGUCAGUUGAUCAUAUAUCCAUGUGGGCAAGGAAUUUUCAUAAUUUUUUUUUUUUUUGAAUAGAAUAUUGAAUUUGUAAGAGUGGACCCUUUUUGAUAACCAUGGUGGUGGAUGGAUCAUCCUCAACCAUUGACUUCUUCGUGAUUCCCUCCAUGAGUUAAGUCAAAAUAGUCAUAAUUUGUAUCGCUUUUAAAACUAGAUAUUUCAUUGCUACUAUACAAAUUGAUCGUCCUCACGUUCACUCUAUGUGUCUCCAUCGGCAAAGAAACUAUCCAUGGAUAAUAGUCAAUGAGGUCCUGUUUUCUAAAAUACUAAGACCCCAUGCCAAAGGAUCGUCUUGGUUUCAACGUGAGUUCAUUUGGCAAGUUGACGGCUGUCCAUCAGAAUCAACUUUGGAAAUUGUGAUGCUUUCAGCAAACACUGUUGACCAGUGAGCUUAUUGGUUACAAAUGCUUAUAAACUUGGAAAAAUAUGAUCUUUAAGUAAGUUGAUCGUGCUCAUCCUCUGAUUUGACGCGACUCCUAUUGCAAGUAGGUCGUUGACCAGUGAGAAUCAGAAAGUUUCUAACCCCGACAAACACCAGACGCCAUAAAUUUCUCAAAAACAAACCCUUUAGCCUGGUAUCCAAAGAAUUACCCAAGAGUCAAUUUUUGAACCCGUUAUGAUUCUUUCAGAAACACUGUUGACCAGCGAUCUCAUUGGUGAUUCAACCCUUCUGCACAAAAACCAAAACCCCUUUAGAGUCGAACACCUUGCUAAUCUCCGAAAUCAUUAACUGCUGAUUAAUUUGCAAAUAUGAGCCCAAACCCUUACGAACAGAGAUCAGUCGUCUUCAACCUCUCGUCUCACUGUGAUUCCUUCGUCGAAAAUGGCGGCAGCCCGGGACCUACAUCUACCACGCUCAUUACGGGAUGCAGAGGUCUGCCGGCCUCUAUGGGUCCAUCCACGUCUCCCUCCCCGACGGCAUUUCGGAGCCCUUCGCGUACGACUACGACCGGAACAUCGUCCUCAACGACUGGUGGCACAAGACCACCCACGAGCAGGCCGCCGGCCUAUCCUCCAUCCCUUUCGUCUGGGUCAAGGAGCCUCAGGUGCCUAUUCUCUCUAAACCUUUCCAUUGUUCCUCUGUUUUUGAGAUGGAUGUCCUGUUCAACUCCUAGCGUUUGCCUUGCAGUCACUUCUGAUCAAUGGGAGGGGAUGGUUCAACUGCUCACAAGCCGGGACUGCCGUCUGCAACUCUACCAACCCGCAGUGCUCCCCCUUCGUGCUCACGGUGGUGCCAGGGAAGACCUACCGCCUAAGGAUCUCCAGCCUUGCUUCUCUCUCGGCGUUCAACUUUGAGAUAGAGGUGAGGAGGGGAGGGAACGGUCCCAGCAGACGAAGAAGACGGCCACUUAGGUCGCAGGAAAAUAAGCACUGACCUUGGGGGUUCUUUUGCAGGGUCACAACAUGACCGUCGUAGAAACCGACGGCCACUACGUCGAGCCAUUCGUCGUGAAGAACCUCAACAUCUACUCCGGCGAGACCUAUUCCGUCCUGGUGGUCGCCGACCAGGAACCUUCCCGCAACUACUGGGCGGCCUUGAACGUCGUCAGCAGGAAGCCCGACACCCCCACCGGUCUCGCCAUCUUCAACUACUACCCCAACCACCCCCGCCGCCGUCCCCCGACGGCGCCGCCUGCCGGGCCCCUCUGGAACGACACCGAGUACCGCCUGAACCAGAGCCUAAAGAUUAGGGCUCGCCGGGGAUACGUCUACCCCCCGCCGACCACCACAGACCGGGUGAUCACCCUUCUGAACACCCAGAACAGGAUUGACGGCCACACCCGGUGGGCCGUCAACAACAUCUCCUUCACCCUCCCCCACACCCCUUACCUGAUCGCCCUCAAGCACAAGCUGCACCACACCUUCAGCCAGUCGGCGCCGCCGGAGACCUACGACCGCGCAAACUACGACAUCUUUAAGCAGGCGGCGAACCCCAACGCCACCUACAGCGACGCCGUGUAUCGGCUGAAGUUCAACUCCACGGUGGACAUCAUCCUCCAGAACGCGAACAGCAUGGUCCCCAACAACAGCGAGACCCAUCCCUGGCACCUCCAUGGCCAUGACUUCUGGGUCCUCGGUCAUGGGCCGGGGGUCUUCGAUCCGGUCAACGAUCCCCUGAGGAAGUACAACCUAGUGGACCCCAUCAUGAAGAACACUGUGGCGGUUCACCCUUAUGGCUGGACGGCGAUCAGAUUCGUGGCCGACAACCCAGGCGUGUGGGCGUUCCACUGCCACAUCGAGUCACACUUCUUCAUGGGAAUGGGAAUUGUCUUCGAGGAGGGUGUGGAGAGGGUCGGCCGGCUGCCGGCAGCCAUCAUGGGCUGUGGCGACUCUCACCACCUCCGACGUCAUUGA